UGCUGCUGCUGUACAGUUCUUUGUCCGCUCGGGCGCACACGGCGAUUGCCUCGGGCUUUUGGUCGUCCAUUCAGUGAAGCCAAGUGGAUUGAUCAGACCAGCCAGCAUGUGGGCUGCACGUCCACAAAAAGAGCAGGUGCCCCCUGCUCUGGGGUUUGACUGCUAAGCAUGCUGGGCAAAUCUCAGCCAACUUCCAGUAGGCUCGAGCUGGUGGACUCGGACGUUUCUGAAGCCUCAGAAGACGAAUACGACGGCAUCAAGAUGGCCGACCUCGUGGAAAGCCUGGAUACCAGAGAGCUGGACAUCGGGGAGGGAGAGGAGAUCGACUACGAUGGAAACUGCUUAGGGGACAGUCGUAUCCCAUUUUCAGCAGUGUAUGGCACAGUGGGUUUUAAGGAGGCCAGCGCUAAGGUCUACCUACCCACUGUGCCCAUUACCGCCCGGAUCCUGGAGGUGGAGAGGUUCACCACCGCACAGGAUCGCUUCAACUUGUCGCACCACAGGAGUGUCAACAAGUCUCUGCCAGCGGUCUUUAAGAUUGAGCUGAAGCAUGGAGAAUUUACCUGGGUGGUUAAGAGGAAGGAGAAGCAUUUCAUGGAGCUGCACAGAGAGCUGAGGACGUACAAGACCUUCAUGAGGAUACCACUGCCAUCACGCAGCCACACAGUGAGGAGACGGACGGUGAGGAAGAGCGAGGUGAGGGAGAUGCCCUCCCUGCCCAGGGGGGGAGGAGACGAGCUGGUUCGAGACGAGCAGGUGUCCAGCAGGAGGAGACAAUUAGAAGACUAUUUGAACAAGCUGCUGAAGAUGGCCAUGUACCGCAAAUAUCAUCACACUAUGGAGUUCAUUGACGUCAGCCAGCUGUCCUUCAUUCAUGACUUGGGACCCAAAGGACUGGAAGGGAUGAUCUAUAAGCGAUCAGGCGGACAUCGGAUCCCUGGAAUGAACUGCUGCGGUCACAGCCAGGCCUGCUAUCGCUGGUCCAAACGCUGGCUUGUGGUGAAGGAUUCGUUCUUGCUGUACAUGAAGCCAGACUCCGGAGCGAUUUCCUUCGUCCUGCUGGUGGACAAAGAGUUCAGCAUCAAGAUGGACUCCAAAGACACAGAGACCAAACAUGGAGUCCGGAUUGACAGCCUCUCCAGGACCCUGGUGUUUAAGUGCAGCAGCUACAGGCAUGCACGCUGGUGGGGUCAGAGCAUCGAGAGCUUCGUGAGGAGUCAUGGGAAGGCUUUCCUCCGAGAUCACCGCUUCGGAUCGUUUGCACAGGAACAGGAAAACGUUCCUGCCAAAUGGUAUGUGAAUGGAAAGACUUACAUGGAGGACGUGGCUGAUGCCUUGGAGGAGGCCAAAGAGGAGAUCUUUAUCACUGACUGGUGGUUGAGUCCAGAGAUCUUCCUUAAGAGGCCUGUUGUCGAGGGCAACAGGUGGAGGCUGGACUGUAUCCUCAAACGCAAAGCACAACAAGGAGUGCGGAUCUUCGUGAUGCUGUAUAAGGAGGUGGAACUGGCCCUCGGCAUCAACUCAGGCUACAGCAAAAGGACGCUUAUGCACCUGCACCCCAACAUCAAGGUGAUGCGUCAUCCGGACCACGUCUCCUCCUCCGUCUAUCUGUGGGCACAUCAUGAGAAGAUCGUGGUUAUCGACCAAUCGGUGGCCUUCGUGGGCGGGAUCGACCUGGCGUACGGUCGCUGGGACGACGGAGAGCACCGGCUGACGGAUGUGGGCAGCGUGACUCGCUCCGUGGCGCUGGAGCAGGCCAGCUCCACCAACACUCCCUCUACUAAGGGGGUGUCCUCCACCGACGGCGUCUCUCAGAGCAACGGACGGGGAACGCCGCCCGGGGAUUCGGCGGAUUUGCCGAAGCUGAGGGGAAUCGGUCGCAACAGGAUGGUUCGCUUCAGCAUAUACAGACACCUGCACAAGCACACGCUGCAGCACGUGGACAGCGUCAGCAGUGUUGACAGCGCAGGGAGUGGCUCUGUGCGAAGCCUGAAGACAGGUGUCGGAGAGUUGCAGGGAAACACUCGCUUCUGGCAUGGAAAGGACUACUGCAACUUUGUGUACAAGGACUGGAUCCAGCUGGAGAAACCUUUUGAUGACUUCAUCGACAGGUACACGACUCCCAGGAUGCCUUGGCACGACAUCGCCUCGGUGGUUCACGGCAGAGGCGCCCGAGACGUGGCGAGACACUUCAUUCAGCGCUGGAACUUCACUAAGAUCAUGAAGCCAAAGUACCGCUCUCUGUCGUAUCCAUUCCUGCUUCCUAAGUCGCACUCCAGCGCCAGUGAGAUCAGAUACCAAGUUCCCGGUUGUGUAAAUGCCAAAGUUCAGGCGUUGAGGUCAGCAUCAGACUGGUCGGCGGGCAUAAAAUACCACGAGGAGUCCAUCCAUCAAGCCUACAUCCAGGUCAUCGCCAAGAGCAAGCACUACAUCUACAUAGAGAACCAGUUUUUCAUCAGUUGCGCCGACAACAGGACGGUCUACAACAAGAUCGGAGAUGCCAUCAUUGAAAGGAUCCUCAGGGCACAUAAGGAGGGUAAGAAGUAUCGCGUCUACGUGGUCACUCCUCUUCUUCCUGGCUUUGAGGGCGACAUCACCACGGGAGGAGGGAACGCCAUCCAGGCAGUCAUGCACUUCAACUACAGAACAAUGAUCAGAGGAGAAUACUCCAUCAUCUCCCAGCUGAAAAAAGAGAUGGACGACCACUGGAUGAACUACAUCUCCUUCGCCGGUCUGCGGACUCACGCUGAGCUGGAGGGACGUCUGGUCACGGAGCUCAUCUACGUCCACAGCAAGAUGCUCAUCGCUGACGACAACACAGUCAUCAUUGGUUCUGCUAACAUCAACGACAGAAGCAUGCUGGGUAAACGUGACAGCGAGGUGGCGGUGAUUGUUGAAGACUCUGAAAAGGUUCCCUCAGUGAUGGAUGGUCAGGAGUACGAAGCUGGACCCUACGCGCUUCAGCUACGCCUGGAAUGCUUCAGGACCAUCCUCGGAGGCAACACCGACACCAGCAUUGACGUCUCUGACCCCAUCAGUGAUCGUUUCUACAAGGAGGUGUGGAUGACUACAGCCGGCCGCAACGCUACCAUUUAUGAGAAGGUGUUCCGUUGCCUUCCCUCGUCUCUGGUGAGAAACAUGUCCGAGCUGGAACAGUACCAGUCCAAGCCAGGUUUGGCCCAGACCGACUUGAACCGCGCGCAGGAGGAACUGCGCAAAAUCCGAGGUUUCCUCGUCCAGUUUCCUCUGGACUUCCUGUCUGAGCAUAACCUCAUGCCCUCUGUUGGAACCAAGGAGGCCAUGGUCCCCACUGAGAUCUGGACAUAAAGGACCUGAACCUGCCUCUAAACUCACACAUGUGGACUCAGCUGUUUCUGGAGCGUCUUGAGUGAAGCUUCUGGAUCGUGGUCGUCAUUGAAUGUCUAACACAGAGAUCACGUUUGAUUAAUUUAAUCCGGAGACGAGAGUCAGAUUUGCGGUUCUCUUUUGGCUUGAUGUGACUGCUGGGCAUUGACAAAUCUCUCAGAUCUGUUCCUACUGAGACACACUAAUCAGUAGUUACGGCUUGUUAGGUUGAAGCUUUUGGAUGUACAGCAUGAAGAACUCGAAGACAACAACGAUGACUGCAUUGUGAAAUGAAUGAAAUGAAAAGCAGGCACACGGACUUUGGAUUUUGGGAAUCGGUUUUAACUCUGGAUGCUUACACCUUUUUGGACUGUUCGGACAACGAGGAUCUUUAAGGGACCAGGAUGAGGACGUAGUAAACAUUUUGAUGAAGCUAACAAAUACUCAUUGUUGAAGACAUCACAAAACAUACACAUUAGAGAUGGUGACGCAUGUGAUUUUCUGAGUUUGUGACGUACGCUCGUGAGGUGCAUUAGUGCUAUGUACGCUGUUUCUGAGCUCACGGAGGAGCCCGCGCUGCUUUCGACAAAUUCUUUGGAGUUAAAAGCUCAGAUGUGUCUUGAAGAUUUUUUUUCGUACGAAGAAAUCAAAGAGAGACAAUUUUACAGGUUGGACAGCGGUGCAUGAUUUACUAACUAGAAUCCUGCUAACACCAUUGGCCUGACGCAUAAACCAAUCACACCUCUGGAAAAAAAAAAAAGAGACAUAUUUCUUGUUGAAGGUGUUUUGUGACCUGAAGAUUCUGCAUAGCUUCAAUCAAAGUGAAUCAAAGUGGAGUAUGUUAAGCUAACACAGGUUCCCAAUUAAACCCAAGUUUGUUACUUAAAAAAACAAAAUUCUGAUGGGGAGGAGUGUAAGAUCAAAAACUGUGCCAGUGGCUGGACGAGACAAUCAGACUGUACGUUCGUCUUUGCUCAGCAGAUGGUGCUAGCUUCCUAAAAAACACAGUCUGUAUUCAGUAGUUGAACAGUUAGAGAGUAAGCUCUCCUGGCUGCUUUUUCUCAGUCUUAUCGCGUCAGCUUUUGAUUUUAAAGUUUUUGAAGCUCGAUAAAUACAAUUUUGUUUCCCAUAAAACAUGCAGCUGGUGCAGGCGGCAAAGCAUCCACGUGGAGAUUCCACUUUCCUUGCAGCUCCAAGUGUUUUCUUGAGUGAACUUUUUACCCAGAGUGAUCUUAGCAUUUCAAGCAUUUCGUUAAUGUAACGCAGCCUGGAUCGGCCAAGAAGAAGUCCAGCUCCUCCAGGGGACAUGAUGUGUGACCCAUGGGGCAGCUGGCUUAUUUUGUAUAAAUGAAUGUGUGGACACGUGUUACCUGAUUUUGUUUUAAUUUUUAAUAUUCGUCACACUAUCUCAUUUGAACCUCCCCGAAAUGUGAAGAGAAAGAACCACUCCUGCUCAGUUGUUGCGAUGAAAGCACAAGGUUUUACGGCAUUUAGACAGAGGUUGCAUAAAAGUGACAGGAAGGAUCCUGUAAAUCAACAACAUGAAUCACUUCAUUUGGCACAGAUCCUUCAGUUUUCUUUUUAUUGCGUUUUAGUUCACACACCACACGUGUGAAUCACUUGCAUUUAUGUGACAGAUAAUGACUGUGUGUGUGAUAAUGAAUUAUUGAUUUCUUGAACGGGACCAGGAAAUUGAGAAACGUUAAUUGAAGUUGUAAAGCUCAGAAAGACUCUGUUCUUUGUUUUUUUUUUUUACAAAGACAAACACUUGUGCUUCUCACAUUUUAUUGAUUUGGACACUAUUGUCUGUAAUGUUUACCCUUUGCUGUAUUUGUCAGUGCAUUAUUUAUGGAAUAUGAAGCAUUUAACAUUCUUUAAAACCUUUAUUUUUUAAAUGUAUCGCAUGGUUGUAUGGACGGUUGUAAUUAAAACCUCUGUUUUCUUUCUUCAUAACCACCAUGCGGAUGUCUUCUCCGUCAGCUCUUUGCUCUCACUCUGUUUAUGUACAUUACUUUGUUUUUUUUUUGUACAGCUGAAGGUAUGUCCUUUCAACGCAUUGUAAUUUAAAUGGCUAACAAAUAAAAGCUAUCUUUGGAA
Molecule: messenger RNA, 5442 nt
Organism: Stegastes partitus (bicolor damselfish)
Lineage: Eukaryota; Metazoa; Chordata; Actinopteri; Pomacentridae
Gene: pld1a
Product: phospholipase D1a
Exons: 26
Coding region: 169-3327 (1052 amino acids)
Biological process (GO): phosphatidic acid biosynthetic process; intracellular signal transduction; regulation of microvillus assembly
Cellular component (GO): plasma membrane region; intracellular membrane-bounded organelle
Molecular function (GO): phosphatidylinositol binding; D-type glycerophospholipase activity
Source: RefSeq, a predicted model, not a curated record